Molecule: messenger RNA, 962 nt
Organism: Symsagittifera roscoffensis
Lineage: Eukaryota; Metazoa; Xenacoelomorpha; Acoela; Convolutidae
Exons: 4
Coding region: 203-787 (194 amino acids)
Source: RefSeq, a predicted model, not a curated record
AUCUAAAGAAUGGGUCUCAAAGAUUACCAAGUUUGUUCUUUUGAAGUAUUUUAAACGAUCUUUGUAAAGCAUCUUCAAGCAGUCUUGCGGUUCAACUUUUUAAGGACUCUUCAUGAUUGCUUCAGGAAAAAACGCGCUGCUUUGGACUUAGAGAACAAUCUCAAGCCCUUUAUUCAAUUUCCUACUAUUUACAAUUUAGACCAUGUCUGGGCUGAUCGAACACAUUGUAAACUGGUUCAAAACUGCCAGCGACUUCGCCCACCACACGAUAGUGUUAGGUCUGUCUCUCUCAUCGGUGCCUGUGGUUAACUAUCUCUCCCCCUCUGUCAUAACUUCCCUCUGUUUGGGAUCAGUGGGAGUGCAAUUGGGAAAACAGUUGUGGGUGGCUAAUGUUGCAGGGCCUACGAUGCGUCUGAACAUGGAAAAAAAAGAUUUCUCUGAAAUUUCUGCUCGACUGUUCCCGAAGUUCGGAAUGGUCGCCAUCUUCUCUGGAACGGUCGCUCUCGCCGCAUACAAUGCUCUGCAUCCUACUCCAGAUAUUCUAACUUACCUUCUCUCUGCGUCACUGGCGUCUCACUUGCUGCAAAGCUACCUGAUUUUCCCCUACGUCAGUAAACAACAGGUUCUUCUUCGUAAGUUUGAAGAAGGAAGCGCGGAAAGGAAGAAAGCAGCAAUGAGAUUUGGAAUUUCACAUGGGAUUAGUGUGCUGAUUGCGUACGGAGUAAUUGGGGCCAAUUUGUACUUUUUCUACAAAACUGGACAACAUAUCCAAUGGAAGCAGCAGUGAUGUCAGUUCAAGCUUGAAUCAACUGGAAAUUUCUAAUUAAUGACGGUCUUCAAAUAUGUAAUUAAUGAGUUUGUCUUCAAAUAUAUUUGAAAAUGAAAUAAAAGGCUGCAUUAUUUUUAAAAAAAUAAAAGGAUGCAAUAUUUUAAAAUGAAAUAAAAGUCUCCCUUAAUACAAA